Messenger RNA from Emiliania huxleyi CCMP1516, 627 nucleotides. RefSeq lists its product as hypothetical. The coding region runs from base 1 to 627 and encodes 208 amino acids. The transcript has a single exon. Lineage: Eukaryota; Haptophyta; Isochrysidales; Noelaerhabdaceae. Gene Ontology annotation, molecular function: NAD+ poly-ADP-ribosyltransferase activity. The record is from RefSeq and is a predicted model, not a curated record.
AUGAAGAACGCCAAGGCCAAGAAGAAGCCGGCGCUGAAGCUGCCCGAGCUUACGUGCGAUGAGCUACGCAAGAUCCUGCGCAUUCGUUGCAAGCUCGUCCUGAACGACUUCGAGAAGAAGUAUGAUUUCAGGUACACCCGGGAGGAAUCGGAGAAGCUCGCGCAUCAGGAGCGUGGCGGACGCAAGUAUCUGCCGCCUGAGGGAUGGGCGAAGCUCGCCCUGGCCGUCAAGGACAAGUACGCUAGCAACAAAUGGCUGAAGAAGGAGUCGGGCUGGCCGGUCGUGUAUCACGGCACGCGCGCGCGGCCGUGCAUUGUGCGCGGCAUCGUGCGCGAGGGGUUCAAGAUCAGGGGCGGCAAGGAGACGGCGCACAACGGCUCGCGCUACGGCCAGGGCGUCUACUGCACGCCCGACCCUGCUUACGCAGUCCAUUAUGCCAAGCAGCAGAAACUUGAGACGUCGGAGCAUGACGAUGAGUUCCUUGUCGUCUUCCAGUGUCGCGUGGAGCCUGAUAGCUUCACUGUCGAGCGCGACACCAACGACGACAACUCCAGAGCAAUUUGGCGCGUCGCGGACCCGACGAACCUCCGCCCAUGCGCCGUGCUCAUGUCCACCGUUGCUCCUUAG